Molecule: messenger RNA, 7736 nt
Organism: Xyrauchen texanus (razorback sucker)
Lineage: Eukaryota; Metazoa; Chordata; Actinopteri; Cypriniformes; Catostomidae
Exons: 17
Coding region: 1-3576 (1191 amino acids)
Molecular function (GO): protein binding
Source: RefSeq, a predicted model, not a curated record
AUGUCACUCCUCCUACAGACCAUGGAAGUUCUGAAUUUAAAGAAGCCAGCUGAGCUAGGUGUCACAUAUGAUCAAAGUGAACUUAAACAAUUUCUUCAGUGUAUGCCUUAUAUUACUGAAAUAAGGUUUAGUGCUGCUGUCUGGGAGCCUGAAGACAUCCACAAGAUUGUAAAGAUUGUUGCUGAUCUUUUUAUUCUCGCUUCCGAAAGUAAAGAGGAGACACUAUGGAGCCUUUCAACAGCAUGCAGCCACUCAACCUUUCCCUUUGCUGAAGACAACAAAGAGAUGCAGAGCUCUUUCUUUUUGGAAAUCUUCACCCAGCUGACACAAAGUUCAUCAGGGAAGACAUUACUGCCUGCAUUGAAGCCCAUUCUCAUGGUUGCCCCUGCUGUAUGGGUAGUGGAUUUGCAAAAACUAGAGAAGACUCUUGCUCCUAUUGAAAUGCUGAAGCUUCAGCCAGCUGUCAAGAAAACAGUGGAGCUGAGGGGCUGGUCAUAUGAUACAGACAAACUAAGGAAUUUCCUAAAUUAUCUACCCUAUAUUUCACACCUUUGCUGUGCUGAGCAGUUUUUCCAGACUAUAUGUGAAGUCCUCUCACCAGACAGGGAAUGGAAUCCAAAGCAAGUCUCUGAGCUUUUACGGUCUCUUGGAUUUAACAUUUCUUUGAUGGAGAUGCUGCCAAGUCGAAUCUGCAAGGCUCUUGGCACUGUUUUUAAAGAGUUGAACUCCGAAGAGGACAUUUCUCUUAGUCUUCUCCCUAAAAACAUCUCUUGUCUGGGUUCUGCUUACCUCUUUUCAAAUGUGAAAAGACUUCAAACAUUAAGAGUAAAUGAAAUUGCAGCAUCAAAGCUGGGAUGUCUGGUCAGGUCAGAUAAUAAAAUAAAUUCCAUAAUUGUGGAAGAGCUGUCUUUGGUUUUGUCAACCUCUCAUCUACCAGAGAGAGCACUUUGCAAGCUAUUAAGCAGCAUGACUGUACUUCUUAGAGCCUGGACAAUCCACAACUUGAAUCUCUCAGAAUUUAAAAUUGAGGCUCACUUACUCAUCUGCCUGCUGUGUCAUCAGGGACCCUUGUCCAUUAAAUUUCAUGAAGACACUCUGCAACAACUAGCGGAAGUCGUAUAUGAUGCUCAAGAUGAAAAUCUGACUCAGGUGUUCCUGGAGAAAAUUAAUGGAGAUUUGUCACCAUGUAGUCUGUCCUGGGAUGUUUUGUAUUAUCUAAUUCAAAGCACAAAAAAGGAAGUAAAACUAGACCUUCGAGAGGGCAUAUUUAAUAUUCUAAACAUUCCAAGCCUUCUUGCUGUACUGGACCUUGUUCACUUUAAAAGGAUAAGCCCACGAUUUGUCAGGGCUGCAUUGAAAGAGAUAUACCAGAAACGUGCAGGUCACCUGAUUGUAAAAUUUGUACGAUCUUCAGCUGACCUGAUUAACCUUUGCAUGAGAGAGUUGGACUCAACUGACUGCAAAGCCCUCUGCUUUGCCCUGCACUAUAGUGAUGGUGUUAAACUCAACCUGUUGAAUGCUGUCAUACCAAAUAAUGAGAUUGAGAGCAUUGUCAAACUUCUGCAAAGAGUUUCUGAUCUUAGGAUUGAUAGAAAGCUGUUGUUGAACUUUCUCCAUGCCUCUAAGUACAUUGAAAAACAAGGUUAUUCAGCAUCUGCCCUCUUGACCGCACUGAACCACAAACUGGAUUUCUCUUGCCAUUCUUCCAUCGGCAGUGGUCGAUUUGGUCAUGACAAUGGGGAUCUUCUUACUCUCAGUCUUAUGGACUUUACAGCCAUUUCUGCUGCAAUUAAAACAUCAGCCUGUGACACAGAAAUAAAUUUAUAUGACUGCCAAGCAGAUGAUUCAGCACUUGAGAUUUUGUUCCCUAUUUUACACAACGUGCAUCUUCGAUUGGGCAAACACCUUCUUUGUCAGAUUCUGACCUUGAUUUUAAAUGCUCCUAAUAUGGCUAUGUCUUUGAAGUGGGCAUUAUCACUUUCUAAAGCACUUGGACAAGAGCUGGACCUUAGUUACACUCCUGUUAACUACCGCAUUUGUGAGUCUCUGCAGUUGGUCUUGGAUAACACAGAGGAGCUUGCACAUCUUAAUCUGAGUCAUUGUCAGCUCACUGAUGCCUGCUUGGAUCUUUUGCUCCCUUACCUUUGCAAAAUAUUGAUUCUAGAUCUUACUGGCAAUGACAUAACUGACAAAGGAGCACAGAGGCUGUGCAAAGCCUUAGAUGGAAACAGUUUAACAAAGACGAUAUGGCUUUGUGACAACCAAAUAAUAGAGAUUGGCCUCCUGGUGGAAGAAGCACGUAUUGAAACCCUACAUGCUAAUAAAAAAAGAUGUGCCCAACAGCAGAGUUUUAUCUCAAAAGAUUUGGGACCAAGCCAGAUGGAAAAAACACUCAAGACUUUUAUUAAGAGAGAAGAUCUUAUGAAGGACUUUGAGCCUGAACAAGCAGUAAAUAAUGGAAAAAUUUCUUAUAGGUUUAAGUGCAACACAGGAGGUCUUUUCAUGUGCAGGGAAACUGGGCUAGUGUUUGGAAUGAAAGGAAGUGGUUGUGUAGAGUACAGUGUGGUUCACUGGGAUAUGCGGCACCUAAUCAACACUCGCUAUAAGCCUGCUGGGCCUCUGUUUGAUGUCACAACCCCUACAGGAGAAAUCUAUGAACUUCACCUGCCACACUGUGAGACACGUGUUGAUGAAAUUGGAAAUCUGUCUGUUGUACAUUUACACAAGGACAUUCUGGAAUUCCUCACUCCUGUUAAGAUGACAAAAUCACAUAUAGCUGUCAAUGUCUUUGGGUUAUCUCAAUAUGGUGUUGUGGAUGAGAGUGGUCAGAAUAGCAAAAUGCUUAGUGGGCAGGUGCUGCUGUUCCAGGAACCUGAUAUGUCUGAAACACAACAAAGAAUAUGGGUGUUCUUAUUGCCAAGCAAUGUCCCACUGUCAGAGAUAAAAGAACAGCAACGUGAGUAUGUGUUCAUCCAAACCAGUUCUGACUGCAAAUUAAUGCUAAAUUCGAAGUACACUCUGAUCUCCAAAAAAGCCAAAAAAGUUCAACCAAAGGAAAUAGAUUUUGAACCCUUGCAUGCUGGUAAUCACCAUCCGACAUUUGAGGUCUUCUUAGAUAAAUGUGUGACUGAAUUGCGAAUAAAAAUUCAGCUUAAAAGAAAAGAAAGCAAUAAUAUUAUCUACAAAAAUGUAUGGAAGCGUCGGAUAAUUCUGAAGACAACAGGAGGUAAUCACACACAAAUGAGAUCUGAGGAACAUUCUAACGUUUCAGGGAAAAGACAUACCAGAAAAUUGGAAAACUGGAAAUCUGAUCUUAGUGCAAUCAUGGAGGAACUGUCCAGUGAACAUCUCAAGAAGCUGAAGUAUUUAAUGCAGAACUGUGGUAACAGAGAUUCCAUUCCUUUGGCUAAACUUGAAAAAGCAGAAAACAGGUAUGAGUUGGUGAAUUUGGUUGUUGAGACAUGGGGAUUUGAAGAAUCUCUGAAAGCCAUUAAUGAGUUCAUGAUUAAGCUCCCUCGUAGAGAUAAUGUUGUGACAGACCGACUGGAGCCAUAUCUUAAACAGUUUGACCUUUAGAGGCAUUUCACAGACAUUAUUUUUUUUUUUUCUUGAUUAAUAUUUGUAUUAAUAUAUUAAACAAAUAAAAGCAAAACAUAUACAAACAGAAUCAAUACUUAACCCCCUGUAUAAUCUAGAGGGGGUCCAAUAAAAUCUAUGUAAAAUAGAUCUUAGUCCACACUGCUUCCUCCAAUACCAAGUUCAAAUCUUUCACCCCUAAUCUCUUGAUAGAAGUUAAAGCUCAGUUUCCCAGACUCUGAAUUAGUAGGGAGUAAUACACUGAUGCCUCAAAAGCAGUAAUCACCUCUCCUAAAGUAUCUGCUGCUAUAGGGAGGCAAAAACAAAACAGAGCAGGUGAUGCAGCUGUAAAUACCUAUAAAACUGAGAUCUGGGAAUCCCAAAAUGAUGAACCAAAUUCUCAAAAGAUCUCAACACUCCACUCUCAUAUAGGUCACUGAGUGUAGUAACCCCCCUCACAAUUCACUCUGACCAACAGAAAGGGGACUUAUUAAUACGUAAUUUUGGUUUCAGCCAUAUACUUCAGGCAGCAUUUAAAUAAACGUCAGAAUUAAACACUCUGGACACUUUUGUCCAAACCACGUGCAAAUGUGAGAUAAUAAGAUGUGACUUAACUUUUCCAGUUAGUUUGAUAGAAAGGCUUUGCAUUGGUGAAAUAGGGGCAAGAACUUCCUGUUCAAUAAGAAACCAGGGAGGGGAUCUCUCAGGUGGAAGCGACCAAUGAGCCAGACUGAAUGCAUAAUAAUAAAACUAAAUUUUGGGUAGGCCUAGCCCACCUUUGUAACUUGUUGAAAUGUAAUCUUGGACGUUUACCAUUCCAAAUAAAGGACUUCGCUGUGAUAUCAAAUUGCUUGGAAUAAGCAGGUAGUUUUCAUUUGAAUAACAUUAACCUUCCAAAUCAUAGAUAAAUGUGAUGAAGCCCACCUAUUCACAUCACUCGAAAACCUUUAUAUUUAAAGGGUCGAAAUUAACUCUAACUAAAUCACACAAAUUAGUUGGGAAUAAAAUGCCCAAAUACUUUAUACCCUGUUUGGGCCACUGGAAUGGUAAAUCUGUUACUGGGCAGUACACUGUAAGAGCCAAAGCUUUGGAUUUAGACCAGUUGAAUCUGUAACCUGAUAACUUAGAGAAGGAACUAAUAAUUCUGUUGAGACAAGGCAUAGAUCUAAUGGGGUCAGAGACAAAUAAUAAAUUAUCAUCUACGUAAAUAAAAAGCUUAUGCACCACACCUCCCGCCAUUGCCCCUGUAAAAUCAUCCUCCUUAUCGCGGCUGCUAAUGGUUCCAGGGCAAGACAGAACAAUAAUGGGGACAUUUAAAAAAAAUUCAUUUAUCCAUUUGUUUGUACUGCCGCUACAAGGUGUCUAUAAAGUAACUUAAUUCAUUCAAUAUAAGUAUUCCCGAACCCAUACAUUUCCAAAAUCUUAAAAAGAUAAUCCCAUUCUACCAUAUCAAAUGUCUUUUUGGCAGUAAGUGAGAUGGCAGCAACCAGAGUCUGAUCAUUCGCCACUGACCACAUGAUAUUGAUGAAAUGCCUAAUGUUAUCAGAAGAGCUGCAGCCCCGAAUAAUCCCCACCUGAUCUAUAUGUAUAAGAAAUGUCAUAACUUAAUCGUCAUAGCUAGAAUUUUUGCUACAAUUUUAACGUUCAGGGAAAUCAGACGGUAACUCUUACACUCGCUUGGAUCUUUGUCUUUUUUAAGAAUCAGUCUGAUCCGGGCUUGUGUCAGGGCCUUAAAUACCUAAUCAAGCUCCUCCAAUGUUAUUUCAGAAUCAAGAGAAUUUUUUUGCUCAGUUGUCAGUUUUGAUUCCUAGGAUUCCACUAAUUUUCUACAAUCAUCAAGAAACGAAGACGUGGAACUAUAAAGGUCAAGAUAGCAUUAUUAAUAUCGAUGGACAAGGUAAAUAUUUUACCAGAUUUCACUGAGGGAAGUGUAGAAAAAGAUAUCUAGCUCUGCUUUAUCUAGCCAAAGGCUUCCCUGCUUUGUCCCCUGACUGUCUUGCCCUAAAUAACCAAAACUCCACCUUCCGUGUCAAAAUAGUAUUCUAUCUGUAUUUCAAUCGGGUCAAUUCUCUGAGGCCAUCAGAUGACAUUCGUUGCUUCAGUUCUGUCUCUGUACUUUUAAUAUUCUCUUCCAAGUCCCUGAGUUCUCAUGCUUAGGAUUUUUUGAUGAAUGAGGGAUACUGUAUGACCUGACCCCUGAGAACUGCCUUAAUUACAUCCCAAGAUAUGCCCACAGAGUAUACUGAAGACCAGAUGGUCUCCAUAUAUAAAUUGAUUUCAGCCUUUAACAUUUGUUGGAAAUCAGGAUUUUGCAAAAGGGGUACAUUAAAGCACCAACUAUAUGAUUUCUUUUUCUCCAUAUGUGGCAACAUUUCUAAACUCACCAGGGUGUGAUCUGAGACUAAGAUGUUUCCAACUGAGCAAUCCACAACAGAUGAAAUGAGGCACUUAGAUAUAUAAAAAGAAAAUCUAUUCUUGAGUAAAUCUUAUGGACUGAUGAAAAAAAUGUAUAGUCCCUACCAGAUGGGUUCAAUAUCUGUAAGACCAAUAUUUUAACACAUCCUGUGAGGCAUCAAUGUUGCUCAAGGGGGCUUAUACACUUAUGCUUCACUAUGAUCAAGGACUGAAUCCUUGAAUCCAUCAAUAGACUAAAGUCUCCUCCCAAUAUUAUGUCAUGAGGGGUGUCAGCAGCUUGCAAUAUCCCUUCAAGAUCUAUAAAAAAGCCCUGAUCAUCAGCUUUAGGUGCAUAAAUAUUAGCCAAAAUCAACCUUUGCCCCUGAAUUUCUGAUAAAACAAUAAUUAUUCUUCCUAAUUUAUCUUUAAUCUGUUUAAGACAUUUGAAUUGUAGAUGCUUAUCAGUGUAAUGACUCCCCUGCUAUUACUUGAGCCAACACUAAAUAAAACAUACCCACCCCAUAUCUCCCCAAAUGUUUCAGCUACUCAAGAUAAUCAAUACAUCUGUCGAUGUCCCUGAUACUUGUAACCAUCUAAAUUUUGUUUCCAUCAACAUAAUCGUUCAACGUAUGUGAGCAAUAACAUUCGUCAGCACCACAGACAUGCUCGCAGGUUGCUGUUGUAUUUCUUCCGCAGUAGCGUCCAAACCGAGUUCAUGGUCUGCAGGCCUAUCUGAGGUAUCAGCUUGAGAUAGUGUCUUUUAAUAUCUCCAGAGCCCGAGGAUUUUGAAUUAUUUGCCAUGUUGACUUCAAAGAACAGAUAUGUAGCAGGGUGUAUAGAAUCUCACAGGUUUAUGACAUAAAAUAAUUAAAAACUAGCAAAGUGCACAGAGCUCGUCGUUUACAUGUUUGACCCUUGCAUGUAGUCGUGUGACUAACAAUUCUGUUUCCUUAACUGUCUGCAAUCAUAUUUUAGUUCAAAAGACCUCUAUGUGAACACUGGGGUAACUGUUGUCUGUUUGUAGGCAACCUCAAUUGUAAUUUAUAAAUGUACCUGUAUACAGUAUAUGGUUUUGAUUCAUUUUAUUCAUUUAUUGCACUAGAUGUUCAGGUUGAUUCAGGCAAUUAUGCAUGUAUGAAUUGUGCUUCUGUGUAUACUAUAUGAUAUGACUAUAUUAUACUUGAAAUUAAGAUUUCACAAACUUAGUUUACAAAUUAAAAUUUUUACAUUUGAAUUAUGAAACAGUUAUAGAUUGAAAAAUCUAUGUUUCUAUCGUUGUGUUAUUUAUAUGGAACUGAGCUUACAUUAUUGUUUCUUAAUUGUCUCUGUAAUGGAGCUAUUUUAUUUAUUUGUUUUGAAAAUUAUGCACAGAAUGUAUAUUGAAGAGUUUUGAUAGUUGUGGACAAGUGCUAUGGGUCCUGUUUGAAGCAUGAUGCAGAACUGAUAUUGAUACUCUUUGUAAACAACAGUUGUAUUGAAUCCUUAUUAAAAUAAGUAAUAAUAUGAAGUAAAGCUUCAAGAUUAUUAAUUAUUUAAGUUAAAGGUGGGGUAUGUGAUUUUCUUUUUUGACCAUUUUUUCAAAAUAACUUGAAAUCCUAUUCCUAACCCACUUACUGGCUGUAAAUUAGAAGCACUGAAAUGAAAAUUAAGCAAUUUAAUCAUCUGUGGAACGGGCAGGACUCGAAAAACUCCAGCCAAUCAUUUUCAAGACCAUCUAGAAUCAUUGGACAGAAAAUGUGUCAAUCAAACGGUCGUACCAUGCCCCC